GGCACACUAAACGAAAAUAAUUUUGCUAACAAAAAAACACAACAAAUUGUGUUGUUAAAUGGCCGUGCGAACACAACACAAAAAUCCGGCGAAGCGCUCGACUCCAAAUCAAGUCCAAAUCCUCGUGGCAGUCGGCAGUUAAUAAUAUCGCAGAUCGGCCAUCGGCCAUAUCUUUCUACCUUCCAACAAAGAUCGCAGCUUACAGAGGAGAUCCCGGGAAGAUCCAGGGUUACGUGAUUGGGAUUGGGACUCAUACUCAUCCGAUGCCACGAUGAAUGUGCGAAAACGGCCACGUCUGGAAAUGGAGCUCGGUUCCACCUCCUGUUCCACUUCCAAUAAUCUCGCUGCUCAUCCUGCAGGCGGUAACCUUAUAGCGAAUAUACCCAGUCACACGGCGGACUUAUCGGAGGCCCUGGUCGGCCAUCAAAGCCUAAUCCUCACCAGCGCCACGGGAAAUGCCCUGAUGAACAGCCAGGGUGCCCAGAUAUUCCUCACCAUUUGCGGCGAUGAGAACUCGGAGGACUCCCAGGAAUACUAUGCCAUUAAACAGGAACCCGGCUCCGAUUUAGAUGUCCACUCGCUGCUGCCCACCAACUUGCAGCUGCCCACCGGCUGUGAGAUUUAUCUGGUCAAGGAUACCACCAGUUUGGUGGGACAGCAGCCCUCGAAGGCUGCGAUUAAAUUGGAACUGGAUUCGCUGAGUGGCGAGAAGAAAAGUACUCCUGGCGGUAGCGUUACUGCCUGCAAGCCCGUAGUUAACCCAACUCCUGCUGGUAACACCACCACUAGUGUCCUCUAUGGCUGCCACGCCCAGCGAUCCCAGCCGGAAACUAGCGGCGGCAGCCAAACGCCCACCAGCAAACUGGAAGCGUACAAAAAACGGGAUGACAAGCGACGUGCCACGCACAACGAGGUGGAACGCCGGCGUCGGGACAAGAUCAACAGCUGGAUCUUCAAGCUUAAGGAGAUGCUGCCCAGUCUGAGCACCAGUUCCAGCUUCAUUGAGGCCAGCACGAGUCCCAGUACCAGCGGAAGUACGUGUACGAGCACCAGUACGUCCAGCAGCAGCAGCAAUCCCAAGAAUGGAUCCAAUCCCAGCAGUUCGAGCGGACGGACGCCGCCCAACGACUCCAAGUCGCAGAUUCUGAUCAAAGCCUGCGAAUACAUCAAGAGCAUGCAGGGCGAGAUUGACACGCUACGUGACUGUCUGAGGGAAGCGGACGGCUUGAGGGCGAGUAACCAGGCGCUGCGGGAGGAACUGGACCGCCUGAAGCGGCAGCAACAGCUCCAGGAGCGAUUCCACACGGCCAGCGGCAGGUCGACCUUUAAUGUGACCCUCAACUCGCUGAAUAGUUCGGCGACCAGCGAUCUUUUCGAGGGAAUCGAUACGACGCCCAACCUGGCCGCCGUUUCAUCGCUGGGAUUCAGCAAGCGCGGCCUGCUCAUCAGCGAUUACGACGAGUAGAAAAUAGGUUGGUCCGAAAUGGGUACGGGUUACGGGAAAAAUGAAAAAAAAAAACGGAGGCGGAUGGACAAGCGCUGGCGCCUCCAUAAACAUACGCCCAUCCACCAAAGAAUGACGUGCAACGUACACGCAACGCAACACACGCAGUACAAUAAACGGACAUGACGAGUGAUUUCUUGUUAUCGCCGCUCUGUUAUAUAUGUUAUAUAAGAAAGAAGCAUAUAUAUUUAUGCAGUCGAACUUGGGUGACUCAAAAAGCUGUUCUCAAUUGAGUUUAAUUAACGCAGCUGCUUUUGUAUGCUAUAUCUGGUAUUGGUAUUAUUCCUGCCCUCCCCUCCAAUAACGAGCCCCCCAAAAGAAAUCAUGAAAAUAACGAUAUAACGAAUUUGUACAAGGGAAUAUGAUUUCCAUAUCUCACUCAUUUUCAUAUUUAGGGCUCGGAUAUUAAAUCACAAACAAAUAAUGUUGAUAAGAAGCUUUAAGGCAUUUUUGGUUUUUUUCUAUGUAUUUUCAUUAUAAUUAUUAUGUUAAAUAUAUACUUGUUUCGAUUUGCACAGCGAAUCUAUUAUUAAGCCACGUUCUAAACUAUUUCUCUGUGUUCAUCUAUGAAAUCAUUUCGGUUGUAAUUUUCACUACAGUGAAAUUUUGUAUUUAGUAUAAUAUAUUUUUUUCAAGAUGUCAAGUAAGUAAAGUUUCAAUAGCAAGAGGAUAUCAUAAAAAUACGAAAUAAAAUGGAAUUUAUAGCUGAAAGUGAAAGUCACAAAUGAAAUAUUAAAUAUAUUAGCAACAUAUAAAAAUAGUUUACGACUUAGAUUUAAGUUUGGGAAAUGCGAGAUUGAGUAACAAAAGUUCGAUUGUAUAGUUGUCAGGUUUUGUUUUUUUUUUUGUGGAGAGCACUCAGAUCCUCACGCAGUUUGCCAUCAUUAUAUACCUACAUAUUACCUAGAAAUACAAAACUAAACCUAAAAGCGUUAACAAUACCUACCUACUUGCAUAUAUACCUUGAACUAAUUCAUAUUUUAAGCAUAUUUGUGCUUGAUUUUUCGAUUUUAUUGUACUGUUUCUCGCACUAAUUACCUACAAAAUAAUGUAACGAAAUUAUAUUAUAUCUAGUUAUAUCGUAUAUAUAUUAUAUAUAUAUAUAGACAAGUGUACAUACGUAGUGCAAUCGAUGAACAGUGGGAAAUCGAGGGAGAUGCGGCUAUGUAACGCCGCACUCUUCAUCGGGGGCGUGUGCACCGGUACAGAUAACGCUAUUGUUGAUUAAGAAUAAUAUUAUAUUUGAGCAUAAACUUGUUGUGAAUGUUAUAUCACUGUUUUCGAUAUACGCUGUUUCAGAAGUAUACAGAACAAAAUGUUUUAAAUACGAAUAAUUUUUAAUACUUAAAAAGAAUGCCAAAAAACAAAAAACCAAAACAGAUUUGGGAUUGUGAGAGAGUACGGGGAAUUGCAUUGUUUGACCCAUAUAACGCCGGCGAGAGCCAUAAAAAUGGGAUCUUGUGUUACUUGUUGCUAUCUAUAUACAGUACAUACAAUAAUAUCACAUUUCUGUCAUUUGACAGCUAAUAAUUCUAUUCAAUUUCAAUAAACGAACUCAGUAAUGGUUAACACACAA
Messenger RNA from Drosophila rhopaloa, 3080 nucleotides. It is a transcript of the gene Usf, whose product is annotated as nuclear pore complex protein DDB_G0274915. The transcript is spliced from 2 exons. Lineage: Eukaryota; Metazoa; Arthropoda; Insecta; Diptera; Drosophilidae. The record is from RefSeq and is a predicted model, not a curated record. Gene Ontology annotation, molecular function: protein dimerization activity; DNA-binding transcription factor activity, RNA polymerase II-specific; RNA polymerase II cis-regulatory region sequence-specific DNA binding. Bases 272 to 1465 code for a protein of 397 amino acids. Gene Ontology annotation, biological process: regulation of transcription by RNA polymerase II.